AUGAAGCCCCACCGCGCUCGCAGAUUCCUCCGGAAGGUAUUGGAGUUUUUCCAUUUAUCCUCUUCCUCCAAGCGUGAAGUCAAAGCCCACAACAAUGCUAAGCUGUGGUGUGUUGCUACCACUACCACCGCACCUCCUCUUCAGAGCAUUUGUGCUAGCCGGGGAUGUGGCCAGGUUGAAGUUGAUGGCCAAGUUGAUGAUCCUCCCCAGUAUACCUUUAGGGAUGAUCCCCUUGAAAAGCCAGUCUCCACCCGCAGCCAACUGGAGUGUCGCAUCGUGAAACUCUGGAAGAAAGUCUGGCUAGGCCUUUACCAGAUCGAUGACGACGAGGAUCGAUAUCACGUCGAGCGACUCGAGGCACCUUCUCUCGGGGCCGGCUUAAUUCGCACAUACCGAGCUGGCGAGCUUCAAGUUCUCAGGCGGCAUUUUCUUCGCAGCGAGACCAACAAUGGCAUUGCUUCGCUGAAGCUUUUCCAUGGUCUGUCUCUUUCGACUCUCCUAUCUGUGAUUCACAUUUUGGAGGCGUAUGAAAGUGAAAUUGAGAACAUGAGGCUGCUCUAUUCCAUCUUGCGAAGUAGUCAGCUUGCACUGCAUGAAACUGCUGACCUUGCUCAGACUGCGGUUGUCAGAACUGAGUACAUGGCAAUUGCGGAGCCGAUGGAGAAGCGUAUCAGACAAUACGAUAUUCGAAUGAAUGUGGUGAAUAUGGACAUCUGUGAUGAGGCAAUGGGUUUCUAUCAACGACAAAAGGGUGAAUAUAUUUAUCACAAGGCAUUCCCGCAUGCGUGGUAA
Messenger RNA from Penicillium expansum, 792 nucleotides. RefSeq lists its product as uncharacterized. The coding region runs from base 1 to 792 and encodes 263 amino acids. The record is from RefSeq and is a predicted model, not a curated record. The transcript has 2 exons. NCBI's taxonomy places the organism in Eukaryota, Fungi, Ascomycota, Eurotiomycetes, Eurotiales, Aspergillaceae.